CAGUAAAGUAAAGUGAGCCAGUCUGCCAGCACGCUGUCGCGGCUUUCGAGUGUGUCGGAUAGUGGAAGAAGCGGCGGGCUGCAUGACCGCAAGACUAAAAUUACUUAAGUCACUUCGCUACUCAGUCGCCGAAGACAUCGGCGCACGAAAUGUAGGCUAACGUAACGCCAUCACAUUUGCAUUUCGUGUAUUUGUUUCUCUUUUUUUAUAUAUUUAAUGUGUGUGGUUUAAAAAACAAUAGAUUUUACUUAAAUUUUGGUGACUUAAGUCACACACAGUGUAGGAGUGUUUAUUAACUUGACUUACCAUAUAAAAAAGUCCAGUGACUUAAGUUGCGGUGAGUUGAAUUGAACUAAUUCAAGGUGUUCAAUAUAAGUUCAAAACCUUCAAGAUCAACGACUUAAAACUUGACUUAAGUAAAGUUUUAAGCAAUGUGUUUUUAAGUUACUUGAUUUAACUUGUUCCGAGGACGGAAAUCUACAAAAUGUCAAAAACGUUGAUGUGCAUCGUGGUCUCGUGCCAAUUAAUCGUUCUCGCCGCCGGCCACGGCCGACUAAUCGAGCCGCCCAGCCGCGCUUCCGCCUGGCGUUACGGUUUCGACACGCCGCACAACUACAACGACCACGAGCUCUACUGCGGCGGUUUCAGCCGCCAGUGGCAGAAGAACGGCGGCAAGUGUGGCGUCUGCGGAGAUGCAUGGGAUGCUAAAACACCUAGGGCUCAUGAAUACGGCGGUACCUACGGUCAAGGCGUGAUCGUUCGUAAAUAUCGUGUGAAGCAAGUGAUCAACAUCCGGGUGGAGUUGACCGCCAGCCAUUUUGGGUAUUUUGAGUUCGCUGUGUGCCCCAACUACAAAACAGGGAAUCAGGAGUGUUUAGAUAAGAAUAUUUUGAAGAUUGUUAAACCACAAGAUGGCAUGGAGCAUCAUAAUAGUCGGUAUUAUCCGAAAGACGGAAAUAAAGUUUAUGAGAUGAAGUAUCGACUUCCGGAUAUAUCUUGCGCGCAUUGUAUGCUUCAAUGGAGAUAUAUAGCAGGUAAUAAUUGGGGAAAUUGUCCGAAUGGCACCGGCGCUGUUGGUUGUGGUCCACAAGAAGAGUUCCGUGCAUGUGCUGAUAUUAAAAUAGGAUCCAAGGAUGCAUCGGAUGAUGAUUACAACGAGAUAACAGACACAGAUGAUGCUGAUCUUCUCAAUGCGGAUGGCACCGAAAAACCAACGUAUUCCCCUACUUCUUCCAUCUUUAUUUCAUUGCUAUCUUUUUUAGCAAUUUCCUUAAUUUUGUUCCUGAUCUAUUUUCAUUUCUAUCGAGUUGGUACUAGAUUUAAGGAAUGGGUGCUUGCGCAUCCUAUUCGGUUCUAUCGCAGGGAGAAACAGCCGCCUAUGCCGCCUCCAAGAGGUGUUAAGAAGAACUUUUCUGUGAAAAGUGAAUCAGGGCAGGAUGGCAUGUACGAGAUUAAUCUGAAUGGAAUGCAAACGAAGCCAACGAACGUUCCUGAUGUGUAGAUUUAAGUUUAGUCUGAAUGAAGUGAAGAUGUUGAUGAAGAGAUGAUGAUGAGGAUGCUAUUUGAAGGCUGUUAACAGUUUACGGCCGCUAGUAAAGCUACAUACUCAUUUUUUAUAAGUUAUCAAACUUGUUCAUUGUUUUAGUAAGCAUAAAAAGACAGUUUUAGAUUACAGCAUUAUAAACGCUUAGACUUCAAAGUAUUAUUUUGUAUUCUUUUUACAUCUUAAGUCUGUAAUAUGUGUCUGAUAAUAAACUUAACUAUUUUUUGUAAA
Molecule: messenger RNA, 1774 nt
Organism: Dalotia coriaria
Lineage: Eukaryota; Metazoa; Arthropoda; Insecta; Coleoptera; Staphylinidae
Exons: 4
Coding region: 485-1501 (338 amino acids)
Source: RefSeq, a predicted model, not a curated record